This is a messenger RNA of Trichoderma harzianum CBS 226.95, 1869 nucleotides long. RefSeq lists its product as hypothetical. The record is from RefSeq and is a predicted model, not a curated record. NCBI's taxonomy places the organism in Eukaryota, Fungi, Ascomycota, Sordariomycetes, Hypocreales, Hypocreaceae. The coding region runs from base 1 to 1869 and encodes 622 amino acids. The transcript has 4 exons.
AUGGCGUCUAGUUACGACAUUUUGCCCCAAGAUGGAGAAGCUAUUGGUUUUCAAGGAGCCAUCAACAACCACCAGCAGCAAUCGGACGAGCCUGAAGCUCAAAAAGCGAGCGGCGUAUGGCGCAUUCAUUGGCGGUCUCCGACAUCGAUGAUCGGCUUGUUCAUAGGGGCUACUGGCGCCGCUGUUGCUCACCACUUGUACUAUGAUAAUAUAGACGGGUCAGAAGUUGUCAUUGUACAAGACGAAUGGACUCUAGAAGCUGUGCGCAAUAGCCAAGAAUGGAAACUGCGAUUCGGGGCGGGACUCGCAUUCCUGGCCAAGGCCAUGUUCGCUGCCUCUGCUAUUGUUGCUUAUGAACAGCAGGCUUGGCUCACGGCUAGAACCAAGGCUGCGGUUGCUGGCCUAGAUGCAAUGUUUUCAGCAGCUCAGAGCCCGCUGAGUUUCUUUAGCCCGGACUUUUUGCGUAAAGCUAAAGCUGGAGCUAUCAUGGCCCUCCUUGUAUGGUGCAUUCCACUUGCAGCCGUCAUCACUCCUGGCACGCUCGUGGUGGUACCUACAACUCUAUCAACUUCCAAAUCUUUCCCCGUUCCUGUCAUCAACUUCUCUCAGGUUCUGCCUCUUUACGACUUUAAUUCCAGUGUCAUUGGAUAUGUUGCCACCUCAUCACAAAUCUUGCCUAUGAAUAUUGGCCUUGCUAACUCAACAUAUAAUUUGACCUUCCACGGUCCAUCUUUCCGCUGCAGAAAGCCGUCUGAAAUGGUAGGACAAGCUAUUGCUAUGACUCUCAAUGCGACCCGGUUUAUGUGUGAGGGGAACAUGGGUUCCAUGGCCUGGCUAGCAUUUGCGCCGCCUGGCCAAAUACUGUCGACAAUAGCCUAUUCAAAAAAGAAAGAGACACCACUCCGAGAACAUUGGGAGACUUUUCUAGCUUUCGUGUCUUCAUGUAUUACACAGCCUGCUAAGUCGGCCGUAGUCUUUCCACAGUUCGGUUCUCUGCCUCUCUGCGAGGGUAUAGUGGGUUCAUAUAAUGGUAGUACAUAUAGGGUUUCUCUACAAGAUUUGUCAUCCGUGAAAGUUGGAUUCAACCACGGUAGGCUCUGGGUUUCGGCUCAAAACGUAAUGUAUGAUUGUGUUUUAACCGACACCGAAUACAGCACGCGCUUCUUCUACUCUACAUCCGAGCAGGCUCAGCGUAUUGACCCCGAAUACAGCUUCAAGUGGACUGAAGAAGAUGUAUAUGACAGUUAUUUCUACCUUGCCGAUGCACUUGCAACUCUGCUUGGAGGAGCUGUCCGCGUCUUUGGAAAAGGCAUCAUGGCAUUCAAAACACGCGUUACAGACACAGCCAUCUUUGGCGCUCUCAAUGUUGAGUCAACGAAGUAUCAUAGUCCUGACCUCUCGCCCUCUGUGGGCGAGCUCAUAGAGGAACUUUCGCGAAACAUCACGUUGAGUGUGUUCAGUCUCGAUCAGAUGCUAAUCCAGAACGACACAAUGGUCAGAAUUUCCUCCGAUGUGAAUGUCUACUCAUAUAACCGAAGAGUUCUCAUCAUCACAUAUGCCGUCGUCUUUCUGGGCACAUUGAUUGCGUUGCUCAUCGGGAGCGUUGCGUAUUUCAAAAACGGCGUUAGCCACCAACUGUCCUUUUCAACAUUCAUGUCAACAACGAGAAACUAUCAGUUAGAUGAGUUAACGGCGGGAAGCUCUAUGGGUGCCAUGCCGCUAAGGGAUUCUAUUCGGUCAACAAAACUUCAAUUUGGCUUCCUGCGGAAUGCUGAUGAAGGAGCUGAAAGGGAGGAACUAAUGCGAAGAGUGGGAUUUGGCCUCUCCGAUCAGAUUGUGCCGCUGCAAAAAGGCAUUCCUUAUUAUUAG